Molecule: messenger RNA, 2013 nt
Organism: Penicillium angulare
Lineage: Eukaryota; Fungi; Ascomycota; Eurotiomycetes; Eurotiales; Aspergillaceae
Product: Zn(II)2Cys6 transcription factor
Exons: 6
Coding region: 1-2013 (670 amino acids)
Biological process (GO): positive regulation of transcription from RNA polymerase II promoter by galactose
Cellular component (GO): nucleus
Molecular function (GO): zinc ion binding; RNA polymerase II cis-regulatory region sequence-specific DNA binding; DNA-binding transcription factor activity, RNA polymerase II-specific
Source: RefSeq, a predicted model, not a curated record
AUGACGGAGGAAUCUCACUCCCCUGGCCCCGGCUCCCCAGGCCCCGGCUGGCGCAUCCCUAAGGCAUGUGAAGAGUGCCGAAAGCGCAAGAUCCGUUGCAAUGGCUUAAAUCCUUGCAAAACGUGUGAGCGGCGAGAUACGCCUUGUGUGUAUCGAAGUUUCAUUCGACACCGCAAGAGGAAACAUGAGUAUCAGGAUGACAAUCUCAAGGACCGAACGCGUCUAGUGCCUUCUGCCUCUCCACAGCCAUCUAGGCAGUGGAGUUCGUCAAUAAUGAAGAAUUUCCCCAAUAGUGUUUCAGCGACGCACAUGGCCUCCCCAUCAUGCCCAAUGCAGCUUUACUAUGGAGCCACUUCGCACUUCGCACUCAUGCAACACAUCUAUCGGGACUUGGUCUCCAAUUCCACCGCACAUCCCCACCCAUCUGGCGGAGUAGAUGAAGCGGGUGCAGGUUUGGAGUUGUUCAGUUUCCGCCGUAUUUUCUUCGGCACUCCAGAUACUCACGAGACAGGCAGAUCAGGUCCUGGUGAUCUUCCGGUGAUGUUUCUGCCGUAUGAGACAGCAAAAAUGUUUCUCUCGCGUUUUCUUUCUUCUCUUUACAAUAUGAUGCCAUUUCGCCCACGGGCCUUUUUCGAGAACAGCCUGCUGCGACUUUACAAUCCAUCCCCAAGUUCUCAUCCCGACACUUUGUCACAAGCAACUAUUCUACUCGCUCUAGCAACUUCGUCCUUAGGGACGGAAUACUACGCAUGGGGAGAUAUUCUAUAUGAACGCGUCAAGGCAUUACUCAGAUCAUACGAUGACGUAGGUCGGCCAAAUUCGGCAUUCUUGCAACUUGGAUCGGCUGCCCGUAAAGCCCUCGCCGCUGGCCUACACAAAGAAGUCCCGUAUGGGGAGGUGCAAACUCCAGAGAUGGUUGAAGCUCGUCGUAUAACCUUUUGGUCUCUUUAUCUUUUCGAAACCUCUCUGGCAUUAAAAGAUGUUGCAAUCGAAUAUUCUCGUGAUCCAUUUGUCAGGGUACUAGUUCAUCUCUGCAAAACCAUAUCUCGUUCAACGGAGGAGAUAUACGGUCAACACCACGAGUCUUUGUUGCAUAUGUGGCGCGUCGCACGUUCAAUUCAUAAAGAUCUUCGAGAUCACGAAUUCUUCACACGCCAGACUUUGGGGUUUGGCCUUGACAGUGCGAUCCAGACCGGCUCUAUUGGUGUUCAGCAGACAAUAUUCACAACCUUAUACUAUCACACUUUGCUCCUUACAUUUCGGCCUUUCCUUAUAUUCCGCGGACACCUACAACGGGAACGAAAAUUGGCAGCGCAGCAGGCGGGUGGUCGUCCAUCCAGCCAUCCGGCUGAGAUUCCGCCCUGGUUAAAUGAAGCCUGUCAUCACGUGAUAAACGCCGCGCAAAAGACGAUUCACCAUUUGAGCGAAGCAUCUCGUCUGAAUGAUCUUGUCAGGGAACUGCGAUACCAUGGGUAUUUUCUUAGUAGCUCCGCAUUCACAUUGAUAUAUGAUCUCGUCCACGACCCUAAUGCGGCCUCUUCUUAUUUGCCAUGGGUCUAUGCAUCUUUACAAACUCUGUCCACGAUGAGAGAAGGUGAUCCCAUCACAAGCUCCAUAACUGCGAUUCAAACAACUCUCCAAAAGAUCAAUCCGUCGUAUGAAUGGUCGUCUGGUCGCAAACAUGGAGAGAGUUAUACGCAAACCCUUGGGACUAGUUCCCGGGCUCCUCCGCACACGUUUGCUAAUGAUAGCUCACCGACAUUCAAUGGCCUCGGCUUUCAACAGAGUUCAGCCCCGGGGUUGUCAUCCGGUGUGCCUUCUUCGCAUUUGAGCUUUCCUCAGAUCGAAGGCCCUGAGACUGGUCAUUCUGGUGGGUCGACUGAAGAUUUGCUGGACUUUACUCAAUCGGAUAUGGGAUGGGACUUUGAUUUUUCGACCAUGGAUCUCGAGGCCUUCUUUUCUGUAUAUCAGCCGACCGAUCCUCCACUUGUACCAGGCGGUGGUUUUCCAUGA